Molecule: messenger RNA, 677 nt
Organism: Parasteatoda tepidariorum (common house spider)
Lineage: Eukaryota; Metazoa; Arthropoda; Arachnida; Araneae; Theridiidae
Source: RefSeq, a predicted model, not a curated record
AUGCGUAUUGGUCUGUAUGCAUCAAACGGCGAAUGUGAUCUAUUGACUAGGGGUAGCAUUUUUGAUCACAAGGGCAAUCUUAGGAAUUGGUGGACAAAGACAACAAAAGAAAAAUUCCUGGAAAAAGCCGAUUGUUUUUCAAAACAGUACGGAGAAAGUGAUUCUUGGCUGCCUUUUGCUAUUGAUGGUAAUGUAACUUUAGGAGAAAAUAUUGCUGAUAAUGGUGGACUUCGCAAUGCUUUUAAGGCAUUCAAACUUCACUUGGCACUUGCCGAUGAACAUUUAACCAACAGAAAAAUAUUAUCUGGUUUAUCUGCGAGUCCAGAGCAGUUGUUUUUCAUUGGAUAUGCUUCGAUCUGGUGUGCCAAUAUGACAGAAGAAUUUGAAAGCCGUUUUGGUACAAGCGAUCCUCAUAAUCAUCCAAAACUACGGGUCAACGUUCCUCUUGCUAAUUCUAAGGAGUUUGCCAGAGCAUUUAAAUGUAAAUCUGGAACACCAAUGAAUCCAAGGCGUAAGUGUGUGCUAUGGUGAUAAACAUUAUAUGUUUGGAACUAACGGUGCCAAGACAAAGAAUGGAUAUUUUUUAUAAACAUACCAAGAACAAGACGGAUCCAUAUUAUGCUUAAUUUAAUUUCUUUCAUGGUGAUAAGAAGAUUUGAACAUUAAAAUUGUAUUGC